Capsella rubella is the source of this 1338-nucleotide messenger RNA. Its product is annotated as deSI-like protein At4g17486. The transcript is spliced from 4 exons. The record is from RefSeq and is a predicted model, not a curated record. Gene Ontology annotation, biological process: protein deubiquitination. Bases 420 to 1178 code for a protein of 252 amino acids. Lineage: Eukaryota; Viridiplantae; Streptophyta; Magnoliopsida; Brassicales; Brassicaceae. Gene Ontology annotation, molecular function: deubiquitinase activity.
AGUUUAAUGAUUUUGUAUUUUUAGUCGUGUCACUAGUCUGAAUGCUAAUUACGGAUUUGUGCGUGCUUUAAGUCGUAAACAACGAAUUCACACAAAGGAACACGUAAAGUAGCAAUUCCGCAGGAAAGGCAAGGGUACUUGAGUCAUUCCCCUAUCACCACCACCACCGCCGCACGCACCAGUUUCUUCAGCCUGAAAUGAAGAAAUCGGGACAAGAGAAGAAGAUAAAGUUAAAACUUAAUUUUGCUUUUUGAGUCACUUUUGGGAAGAUCUAGUUGUUGGAUUCGUUGAACGCAAGUGGAUUUGGUACGAUUCAUCUGGUUUCUUGAGUUAUUGAUAGAAUCCGCGAGCUCGAUUUUGGUAGGAUUUAGGGUUCGUGUUUUCUGGUUAAGAGAGAGAGAGAGAGAGAGAGAGAAUCAAUGGCGGAGGUUGUUUUGCACAUAUACGAUGUGACCAACAGUGGAUCGGAGAAGACUAACAACACCAUUGUUCAGAUCAAUCGGUUCUUCAAAGACGGGAUCGGUCUUGGCGGCAUAUUCCACAGCGCUAUUCAGGUAUACGGAGAUGAUGAGUGGUCUUACGGUUAUUGUGAGCAAGGAACUGGUGUAUUCAGCUGUCCCAGUGGCAAGAACCCUAUGUACACAUAUCGUGAGAAAAUUGUUCUUGGGAAGACAGAUUGCACUAUCUUCAUGGUAAAUCAGAUGUUGCGUGAGCUCAGCAGGGAAUGGCCAGGACACACUUAUGAUUUGUUGUCCAAAAAUUGCAAUCACUUCUGCGAUAUACUCUGUGACCGGCUUGGUGUGCCAAAGAUCCCAGGUUGGGUGAAUCGUUUUGCCAAUGCUGGUGACACAGCCUUGGAAGUGGCAGGAAACACGGCAAUGCGGAUGAAGCAAGCCAAAACAGAACUUGUGUCAGCUAGUAAAGUGGCUUAUCGCUUCCUCUCAAAUGUUACCUCGAAUGUGACCAAUGGGUCCAAUGGCUCUCCACAACGUACAGGAACUCUCAACAAUUCAGAUAAUGGGAACUUCAAAUUGCAAGGUAGUUGGUUCAAAGGCAUACUUAACACUGCCAAACCCUCCACAAGUACAGAGAUAGGGAACAAAGAUGAGGAUGCAAAUCAUGCAAUCACCAAUCAGAAAAAACAAAGCCGCGACUCUGAUGUUCUACUGUUUCAGUAGCUUCCGUACCUAUCCACCACAAUGCAUAUGGUUAACUGUAUAUCCACCAGUCCAAAAGUUACAUGCACUAUUGUCCUGAUCUGUAUCUUUUACUUUGUAUCAACGUUGGAUCCCAACAUUUUUCCAGAUUUCUAGCUCAGCGUGUGCUUUUGUUAAGAUC